UUACAGGUAUGGCAUUGUUAUUCCUUUACGUUUCGUCUAGAUUAUGCUACCACACAGUGCGUGCAACUAUUUUCAAUUAUGUUUACUAACACUUGUUUCUACCGAAGGUAUAUCGUCAUUGGAUAUAAGCCCAGACAGUUUCAUAUUAGAAGAAAAAGAUAUUUUAAGUAGAUAUCCCAAAUUUUACGAUGACAGAGCGUAUUCGUCAGGCGAAGACACAUACAAUGAAGAUAAUCCAUUUAACGAAGCUGGAAACUCCCAAUUCCUCAUUGGAAAGGACACGGGUCUUAAGAAAAACGAUAAGAAAAAUCUAAACGCGGAAGAAAAAGGAAAGAAAAAGCUAUUUAACGUAAACCCUAAAAUAGAAGAUAAGAAAGACAAUGCUCCUCUACAAAAUGACAAAGAUGCUAAAGUUAAAGGAAAUAAUGAACAUGCACAUUUACUAAAUAAUGUUAAUGAAAAUAUUUUUCAUGAGGAUUCUAAAUAUGAUGUAAAAAAACUAGCGGAAUUGCCAGGUUUUAAAUUAAACUCGUCUGACAUUAUUAAAUUUAAAUUAUGGCCCGAAGCCAAAAUACCAUUUUUUAUAGACGAGUUUUCAUAUGACAAAUUUCUUCACGAAAAAAUCCGUGGCUAUCUGGAAAAUGCGAAAACUCUUACUGGUCUCAAUUUCGAAGAGCUUGCCAGUCCGCCGGAAGACGAAAAUGCAAGAUGGGUGUUCUUCGUCAAUCGUAGAGGACAACUGGACUGCAAGGAUUAUUCCACCAAAUCUUUCACGAAUUCUGGAGUGCAGAAAGUGAUUAUAGGCUACGACUGCCUCCGAAACAACGGGCCGAUGGCAGCAAUAGUCCUUGCAUUGGUAGGCGUACCUCCGCAACACAAUGCACCUAACCGGGACCAAGUCGUUAACAUCUCCAUGGAGUCUAUACUUCCUGAAAAGAGAGGGCUUUUCAAACGUCUCGAUGAUGACGACUGGCUGUUCCACGACCUGGAUUAUGACUACUACAGUAUUGGCCACUACCCGUCACACAAAUACACUGCGAAUGGCUAUCCAACUAUCACGUCAUUCGCCAAGAAAAAGGUCCUAUACAUGAAGCAUGACGAAAAAGACACCUACAGUAAUGUAGACAUACAGAAAAUAAGAUUGCUAUACAAUAAUAUUCUCCGAAUCUUACCUCGUAACACCACGAAGGUAGAACUCUGCAAAAAGUUACCUCAACCUUCUAAUAAGAAGCUUAAGUCAAUAUCAAUUAGAGGACCGAAAAAAAAUAAUCUUGCUGAACGACAAUCGGUUAUGGAUUUAAAGUUUGUUAUACUAAGUACGAUUGAGGAUUAUAGUGAUUGAACAGCAAUAAAAUUCAUAAGUGAUA
Leguminivora glycinivorella is the source of this 1367-nucleotide messenger RNA. Its product is annotated as zinc metalloproteinase nas-13-like. Bases 44 to 1342 code for a protein of 432 amino acids. The record is from RefSeq and is a predicted model, not a curated record. Gene Ontology annotation, biological process: proteolysis. The transcript is spliced from 8 exons. Gene Ontology annotation, molecular function: metalloendopeptidase activity; zinc ion binding. Lineage: Eukaryota; Metazoa; Arthropoda; Insecta; Lepidoptera; Tortricidae.